AUGAAGGUCUCCUCCCUCCUGAGCAUCGAAAAAGGUAUCGGUAUCAUCAUCACCCUUAUCCUCCAGCCAACCAUCCCACCCACCAUUGGCAAUAGCAACCGACCUCUGCAACGCUUAGAAAGCACCCCUCAGCUCCCCCAAUGCAUCCCCGCGCAUCUCGAGGCACUGCGCCGGCGACAGCCCCCGGUCGUUGAGAGCACCCAUACCCAAACCCUCCAGCCCACUCCACCUUCCCCCAGUCUCACACGUAGUGCAGCGCCGUGUAACCGUUGUGGGCCUUUGAGGGCGAGGUCAGCGCCCCCCUCAAUUAGGUCCCGCGCCCACAGCCCCCGCUGCGACUCGGCGGCGCCCAUCAUUGCGGCUUGCCCGAGCUGGGGCUAG
Messenger RNA from Chaetomium globosum CBS 148.51, 381 nucleotides. RefSeq lists its product as uncharacterized. The transcript is spliced from 2 exons. Bases 1 to 381 code for a protein of 126 amino acids. The record is from RefSeq and is a predicted model, not a curated record. Lineage: Eukaryota; Fungi; Ascomycota; Sordariomycetes; Sordariales; Chaetomiaceae.